AUGAUUGACAGUACACAAGAUACAAGAGUAUUAGAUCAAUUGGUAAUUUGUGUUAGGUACUUAUAUAAGGGAAAAGUCCAAGAAAGGUUAUUAAGUUUGGUUGUAAGCAGUGACUCCAGUGGUCUAGCUCUUUUUAAUUUAUUGUGUAAUGUACUUUCAAUCCCUAAAAAUCUCUCAUUGACUGAUGUAAUAGGUUGUUCUUUUGACGGUUCAGCUAAUAUGAAAGGUGCAUAUAAUGGAUUACAAGCAUAUAUGAAAAAUUCCAAUCCAUAG
Cinara cedri is the source of this 273-nucleotide messenger RNA. Lineage: Eukaryota; Metazoa; Arthropoda; Insecta; Hemiptera; Aphididae. The record is from the annotation of a GenBank genome assembly.